CAAUCAUUCAUCACUGGAUUGCGAGCGCAACUUGACUAUGGGGCAUGUUGUGGCCUCGUUGCACGUCCCCCUUACGUGUGCUAUGUUUGUCUCUUUCUCAGCUGAUAAUUGCCAGGAUGUUUCGAGUCUCAGGAUGGUCAUACCCGUAAUGCAGUUCAGUUGUGAGGUUGCAGUUGUUGCAUCACACAGCAACGGAUCAACAACACAGCUCCUUCUCAUCAUCUCACCUCAUAUGAGCCGAGCGACCUUUCCAUUCCAACGUGCGUAUCUCGCCCAGUUGCUGGUUUACUCAUGCAGGCAUGAUAGAGUCAUUGGUUGCAUGUCUCUCACCGCAUCCGAAGUGGACUCAUCUUUUACACAAGACUACGCUAUUGUCGCCGGCGCAGCGCUCAUAUUCUUCGACCAUGCCAUAACAUUCGGCCAGGAGGUCCAGCUAUUCUGGGGCGAGAGAUCGUUCUCUGCUUGGUUGUUUUUUGCCAAUCAGAUGCUUGCACUGAGCUAUGCGAUUAUUUCCGUUUGGUCACUCGUGAACCUUGACACAGUAAUGUGGUUACAAUACUGCGAGUAAAUGCCGUAUUGCG
Messenger RNA from Laetiporus sulphureus 93-53, 581 nucleotides. RefSeq lists its product as uncharacterized. The coding region runs from base 38 to 568 and encodes 176 amino acids. NCBI's taxonomy places the organism in Eukaryota, Fungi, Basidiomycota, Agaricomycetes, Polyporales, Laetiporaceae. The transcript has 5 exons. The record is from RefSeq and is a predicted model, not a curated record.